Messenger RNA from Parnassius apollo (apollo), 519 nucleotides. Lineage: Eukaryota; Metazoa; Arthropoda; Insecta; Lepidoptera; Papilionidae. The record is from the annotation of a GenBank genome assembly.
AUGUUGAUCUCGCUAGUUGAAGCGCGUCCUACUUUAUGGGAUAAAACCAUCGCGUCUUAUAAAAACAGGAACGAGACAAAAGAAGCGUGGAAAGAAGUAUGUAUAGGAUUAAAUAGUAGUUUCGAAGAAUUAGAUGAUAAUGAAAAGAAUAAGUUUGGUAAAGAAGUAAUGAAACGAUGGGUAAAUAUCCGAGUUAAUCACAAAUCAUUAAACAAAGAAAAGUCUGUAAAAAAAUCGGGAGCCGGUGCUACUACUAUACGAAAAUACGUUUAUUUUGAUCAAUUACAGUUUUUAAACAAAAUUUUUUGUGAACGUCCUACAGAUCGGGUCGAAAAACUUUCAAGAGGAAAUAAUGUUGAAGAGAGUACGGAAAUCAAUUGUAGCAGCCAGUUUAAAUCACCACCACCGCCUCAACAACAGCUCGGUUCACGUAAACGAAAGAUAGAUGAAAUUGACAAAAAAUUGUUACAUAUUUUAGAGAAGCCGGAGGACCGGCAUUUGUGUUUUUUAAAGAAAUAA